Molecule: messenger RNA, 5434 nt
Organism: Entelurus aequoreus (snake pipefish)
Lineage: Eukaryota; Metazoa; Chordata; Actinopteri; Syngnathiformes; Syngnathidae
Gene: bcl2l11
Product: BCL2 like 11
Exons: 4
Coding region: 218-877 (219 amino acids)
Source: RefSeq, a predicted model, not a curated record
CCCAGUGACGAACAGACGGGGGAGAAGAGGACAAGAACAGCAAGAAGAAAAGAGCUGAGACAAAAGAGACGCUGCUCGGACUUUUGUUUACGUCCUCUCACGCUCGGGAUUUGUUGACAACUUUUUGGAUGUACUACUCGUUUUUGUGGAGUCGCUCACUUCGGAACUGACGGCAGCUUAUUUGUAAUUCGCAGACAUUUAAUUGUCCUCACUUUGGAUGUUUACGCAGUCAUGUGUCAUCUCUGACAUGCACAGUACGCCCAGAGCCCAUGAGAGCGCAGUGAGUGCAGGACGUCCCCGGCCCAAGUCGACUGAGAGCCGCAGAGAGCAAGGCACCGGCUUCUGCUCGCCCGUGGCCGAAGAAGAAGAAAGAGGAGGAGGAGCCGGAGGGAGCACGCCGCGGUCGCCGUCUCGCCGCCGGUGCAGCGUCGCCUCCCUGGCUUCGGAGCGCCGCGGCGUGUUCGAGACCAGAUCCAUAUUCCAGUUCCCGUACCGGCGCUCCUCCAGCGGAUACUUUUCCUUCGAGGGGGACUCGCUGCCCGCCUCGCCGCUCUCCCCCACGGCCACCCGCGCCACGCAGACCCCCAGCCCCUGCGCCCAGGUGGUCGAGCACGCCCUGCUGCGCGUGGCCGAGGAGCAAGCGGGGGCCAUGCAAGCCGUGGAAAUCGGACGAGAGCUUCGACGCAUCGGAGAUGACUACAACGACUAUAUUCUGAGGGGAGCGGCGGGCAGGCGGGUGGUGAUCCACCAGAACCAGUUGCUGCCGCACAUCCACCAGGAGCCCGCCAUCCUUCUCUGCAUGGGCCUCCUGAUCUUUCUGAUCGGACGGUACUUGCACGGCUUCGCCAACGGCCAGCCGGACCAGUCUGCGGUUUAGCCGCGGGAAAACCCAGCAGACGUAGCAUCGUUUCAGAUCCGACCAUCAUCUUCUUUCAUUCUUUUUUUUUUUUUAGGAACCUAAUUUUCAAGCUUUAGACUUUCAAAAAAUGGAACUAUCAGGAACUCUAAAAUGUGUGGAUUUUUCGCUUUUGCGCUUCCUGUGUUUUCUCCUCAUUGUCGCCGAGCCUUUGAGAUGCAACCAAAGAGUUGGGAAUUUGCACUCCCUUCCAAAAAAAAGACGCCGCCUGUGGAAAUCCAAACGUGCCUUGUACAUUCCCCCUGUAAGUUUCUCUUUUGUUUACCUUUUUUUUUUCUGUGCCGUUUUUCCGCGUUGUUGAGUCAACUCUGCAGACCCAGGGUUGUUAAAUUAUAUGGGUCCAAUUCCCUGGACGACGAAAGGGAACUUUUACACUUUUACACAUCUACCGUUCCUAGCACACAUGUCCGUUUUUAGAUACAUAGCUCCUCCUACUAUAAAAAUAACAUGAAAUCCAGAUUAUGUUUUUUGUGCCAAAACAAAAACAAGUACUUGAUCAAACUUCUAGUGUGAACAAAUUAAGUUUCCUUAGUGUGUUGAUAUGAAACAACCAGAAAAAGAAAAACCGCUUCAAAAUGAGGCAUUUGUGCAACCACUAGAUCCAAACCACCGGUGUGACCAACCACUCAAGCUUUCGAGGACCGGUGAUCCAACGCCACUUUUCUUUAGCAUCACCAUCGUCAGACUGAAAGUGGCUGUCACAGAUCCAUUUCCUGUCCGUUUAACUCAGGGGUGUCCAAACUUUUUGAAUUGGGGCCCGCAUUGGGCUAAAGAAAAUUGGUCAAGGGCAGAAAGAGUGUGUGGAAAGUUUGACUUCUCCUUAAAGCUUUGCAAUCAAUCAGAAAUAUCAAGCAGCAGAAAAUGCGCCAAACAUGGUUAAGUGUGGAGAGUGUUUUGCAUUUUUCCCAUAAUGCUUUGUAAUUGAUUUAAAUGGGUGUAAUUUUGAAUCUUUUAUGGUGCACAAACGUUAUUUGUAAUGUUCACAAAGUUCAUGGAGCAGGUUGUGUAAUGUGUUACCAUGUCUGUUGACAUUCAAUUUUUUUUGCACCAUGACUAGGGAAGGUUGUUUGCAUUGGUUCAUAUAAGUAUUUGCUGCAAUUGAUUCCAUUCAGAGCAUAAUUCAAGGUCGUUGAUGUGAAUUACUCACGUUGUCCCUAGAUCGUGACAAAAUGUUAGCAACAAAAUUGUUGAUCCAUCAAAUUGCGCGCAAUCCUGUCAGGUUCAAACACUGAUGACAUCUAUUAAACAAGACAAGAAACAAGGAAUUAAACAGUGACAGAAUUCAAUUUGGCUCAGUGAGGAGAGACGCCUGGACACUGUACCCUUGUACAGCGUCUCAGCACGCUCUGGCGAAAGAUUGUACGCCUCCGCUUUUAUUGGGACUUUCCCUGAUUACAUGGCAACAGCUUUUUCUAAGGGACGGGGGUCGUAAACAGCCAUUACCUUUGAUUAGAACAGGUCCCUGGAGGGGAGUCGGGUCCUGCUUCCUCUUCGCUUUAUAGUUCUCGGGUCAAAACAAUAUCUUUCUGUAGAUUACAAUACAUGAAAGAAACAGAACACCUUCAUGUUGCUUCCCAUCCUACACAGUGAAGUUUUACAAGCCUUCUUCUUGAUAGGUUCAAAGACGGCUUUUGUCUUCUCGCCGGGAACUAAUUUCAACACAAAGUAUUGUGAUACCUUAGAUACAAUUAUUCUGACAAUCCCCCUUUGGGUAAGAUUCCUUAUUAACUCAUGACGUCUCGCAGGGCCAAAUUGAAGAAAUCGGCGGUCUGCCUUUGGUCAACCUGUGGUUUGGACACCCCUGAUCGGUCGUAGUUAGCGCCUCGCAUGGCAGCCUUCGCCAUCAGUACUCCACAAUUUUGCUGUUCUUAAUGUGCAAUGGCAAUAAAAAUGCUAUACUAUUAGCACAAUGACUCUUCCCCCGUCAAAGUCUGCUCUUGCCCGUCGUCCCGGUAAACGCUUUCAGAGAGCGUGCGCUGGAAAAACGGGAAAAAUACUAUAUACUGUAUUUCGAAUUUCUAGUGAAUACAUCAAAAACUUUAUACAAGUCACAGUCCCCUGAAUAGUGGGACAUAAGAACUUGUUUUUAGGCAAUAUAAAACAAUUACUACUUUUGAGCAUUUCAAAUUUGUAAUAAGACACAACAUUUCACAAUACGACUAAGUAUAGCUAAUACGUUUUAAUUGCUAAUUUCUUAUUUUAAGACAUUUUACAGAGACAAUUUUGACUGGUUCCAUUGGCAGAUUUUGUUUUUGAUCAUUACAAGCAAAAAUGAGCAAAAAAAUCAAGUCAGAAUUGUAUUUUCUAAAAACAAGUUAUGUCUCACUGAAAAAUGACUAUUUCGGGGAUUGUGACUUGUAUUAAGUUUGUUUAGAUAUUUUGACUAGAAAUUACAACCAUAUACUUGGUAAGAUUGUGAGUUUUUCCAGGGAGACGCCGUUUAGCGAACUAGCAUUAGCAAACACAAAUGAAAUUUACGCUGACUAAUGUUUCGCCUCUCAGUUCAGUUACUCAUAAAAAUGAUGUUGGCUCAGUUUACACCAAGCAGCGCAGUUCGGUUCGCUAAAAUGUUCGGUGAAAGGUGCCAGUGCCACCUGGUGCCAACAGUAUCGUAAUAAUCGAUGUAUUGGGAUGUAACGAUAAACGGUAUUAAAUACAACCGCGGUAAAACUCGUCGGUUAGUAUUACCGUUUUGAGUUUAAAUUUUCGUAAAUACGUGAUUGAUAGCCGCACUUUGAUGAACUCACGGACGGACUGACGCUAGCGCCCUAGCGUUAAUGCUAACAUGAAAACGAGACAUUAACGUUUUUCCCCGUUAAGAAACGACAUACCCCGAUCUAAACUUGUAUAAACACAUUACUGUCUGUGCAAGUCAGACCGGAUUUGCCCCGUUUGUACGUCGAUCUUACGUUCAUGAUGUCGUUCACAACAACACAAGCAGAUGAGAUGUGUUGUGGGUGUACGGAUUGUUCUCGCUGGCUUUUCCUAGUUUGGUCACUGUUUUAAGUGGCCGCCUCCACAUUGUGAGGAGACGACUGAGUGUCUUGGACACGUUAUUUUCCCCAAACAAACAUUCUUUCUCCUCACAAAGACUGCAUUUCAUUUAUAUACAUUUCCGUGAUAUUCUGUGUUUACCCUCGGAUUCCGUUUUAUUGGCCAAAUCCGUGAUUUCGUCCGUGGCUACGGCAAUGCGGAACUCAUGGCCUUAUUGAUUAUUGACUACGCGUACCAGCUGUGGUGAGAUCCCAAACUUCUGGUAGACAAGGUUUUUUUCACUCACCGUUACAAGCUCAGGAAUGUGCAUGCACAUUGCGCAAUCCAUUAAUCAUUUUUUUCUAUUAUGUUUUUACGACCACGAGAAGCUAAAAUCGAAAUUGAAAUUGAAAUUUGAUUAAUUGUCCAUUCCUAGUGCAACUAAGAUGUUCAAAUGUGCACACUGAACCUACAAGCUGUGCCCUCUUUCAACAGAGUGAUCCUUCUAUACUCAGAGGAAUAUGAGACACAGGUCUUUUUACGGUGCGUUCAAGGACCGCUGAACAGAGUAGGACGCCCGCCGGAACACUCUUAUCAGCGAAGCAUGAGAAACACAAAACAUGCAAAAUCAUGUUUUUAACAGGGGGUCUAUUUAUUUUAUUUAUUUAAGAAAAUCAAAAGAUUUCGUAGUUUUUGAGCACAUUCAACAAUAUUGCGAUAAUGAUAACCGUGAAAUGUUCAUAUCGUUACAUCCCUAGCAGAAUUCUACUAAAAAUGAAGGAGAAAAGAUACAGAGGGCGAAACAUCGAAGAAAAUAUUUAUCUUACCAUAAAAGUACACGACUCACUUGUAAUUUCAUCAUAAAACUGGAAUCUGAACUACACAUAAUUGGUUUGCUGCAGAUGGCGACAACAUCAUUAAUUCAUGUCACGCAAGAUCUGAUCCGCCACAUCAUUUAUUGUGGCUGCCGCAGCAUCUGCAGUGGCCCAGUGCAUCACCUAAGGGAGACCGCAGCGUCAUUUAAAGUCGCCCGCCGCGUCACCUUAGGUGGCCCGCUGCAUCAUUUAAGGUGGCCUGCCGAUGCGUCACCUAAGGUGGCCCGCCGCAUCAUCUAAGGUGGCCCGCCGCGUCACCUAAGGUGGCCCGCCACGUCAUCUAAGGUGGGCCGAUGCGUCAUUUAAGGUGUACCGUUGCGUCAUUUAAGGUGGCCCGCCGCAUCAUUUAAGGUGGCCCGCUGCGUCAUUUAAAGUGGCCCGCCGCAUCAUUUAUAGUGGCCCGCCACGUCAUCUCAGAUGGUCCGCCGCCUCACCUAAGGUGGACCGCCGCAUCAUUUAAUAUGGCCAGCGCAUGACCUAAGGUGGCACAGGGCAUCACCUAAGGUGGCCCGCCGCCUCCCCUAAGGUGGCACAGGGCAUCACCUAAGGUGGCCCGCCGCGUCACCUAAGAUGGCUCGCCGCAUCACCUAAGGUGUCCCGGUGCGUCAUUUAAGGUGGCCCGCCGCAUCAUCUAAGGGUCACUUAAAGUGGCCCGCCAUAUCAUUUAAAG